Molecule: messenger RNA, 1284 nt
Organism: Prosopis cineraria
Lineage: Eukaryota; Viridiplantae; Streptophyta; Magnoliopsida; Fabales; Fabaceae
Product: probable calcium-binding protein CML18
Exons: 3
Coding region: 425-916 (163 amino acids)
Molecular function (GO): calcium ion binding; enzyme regulator activity
Source: RefSeq, a predicted model, not a curated record
AAUCUAUCAAUAAAUAUAACGUUAGGUCUGUCAGAAGAAAGAUACUAAGCUUGGGGAACAAAUUGUAGCUAUCUAUAUCUUAUCUAUCCAUCCAUCUCAUCGCAUAAAUUGAGACCCAAAUUGCUCUUACUGGUUCUUCGUUUCCAGACAAUGAAGCGUCAUCAAACUCUGGUGUGAAGCUCUUCGUUCUGAUCCCUGUUCCCCGGCACAUUCCAUCUCGGAUCUGACAUCCUGGCAACGCUCCGGAAAUGAGUUCGAAUUGCGGAAGACGUCCUUGAACUUUGGCUAUGAUCGGAACCAAUAGUUUGGUUCAGAUUUCGAGAUUAACAAUUGCGAAUUAGGUUUUAGUCUAUUAAACAAGGGUUGGAUCGAGGUGUGACACUGGAUCUUGAUAUUUCUGAAGACUGUCAUUGAAGAAGUUAAUAUGUGCAGCAAGAAAACGGUGAAUUUGGACGACGAGCAAAUAGCCGAGCUACGCGAGAUUUUCCGUUCAUUCGAUCGGAACAACGACGGCAGCCUCACUCAAUUGGAGCUCAGCUCGCUUCUUCGAUCGCUUGGUCUGAAACCAAGCCCUGAACAGCUAGAGGGAUUCAUGCUGAAGGCGGAUACAAACAACAAUGGCCUUGUGGAGUUCUCGGAGUUUGUGGCACUGGUGGCGCCUGAUCUUCUGCCGGCGAAGUCGCCGUACACGGAAGAACAGCUGAAGCAUCUGUUCACAAUGUUUGAUAGAGACGGAAAUGGGUUCAUCACGGCGGCGGAGUUGGCGCACUCUAUGGCGAAGCUAGGGCAUGCUCUCACAGCAGAAGAGUUGACAGGGAUGAUCAAGGAGGCUGAUUCUGAUGGAGAUGGAAGGAUCAGUUUUCAGGAGUUCUCGCAGGCCAUUACUUCAGCUGCUUUUGAUAAUUCCUGGGCUUGAGAAUUCAUCUUCUUUCUGAAUCGGCAACCAAAGUCAGUAUAGUGAAGGCAAUACCGUUUGAUGAAGAAGAAUCCGAAUAUGUUGCUAGAUGAGUGAUUUCUAAACUUUUUCUUUAGAUGCAGAAGUUCUGAUCAGGCUGGCCUCUAGGGUUGAGUUGAAAGGUUUGCUGUGUCAUUUGGUUCUGUGCCGUUUUCCAAUAUGAAAACAUCAGCUUUCGUGACUCCCUGAGCAUUCGAUAAUCAAAAAUUUGAUCAUCUGUCAAACGACUUUUUGAUAUAAAUUGAGGGUUGUUUAAAAUUAUAGAAAGAGGCUGCUUUUUCACAUUUGUUCCACCAAGUUACCACUCAACAAGGAUGUCAUUCAGAUUA